AUGCAAGGCCGUAUUCACCUAGCGCGCCAUGCGGAAGGUCUUCACAAUUUGCGCAACGAUCCCACAAGUCCCAACGCUUCUUUGUCUGAACGAGGCUUUGAUUUCGCAGAAGAUCUAGGACAUCGCUUUAUCCGCGAGUACUCGAACAAUGUCGGCGCAAUCAUAUCCAGCCCACUCCGCAGGGCUAUCCAGACAUCCUUGACGGCAUUCCGCCGGAUCUUAAACUCCACCCAGUAUCCCAAAAAUUCCGUUGUGGGUGUUAUUAAUGGAGUGAUGUUAGCCCUAGAUACUAAUUUGCAGGAAAUCACCGACCUGUCAUCCAAUAACGGCUCCACUCUGGACGAUCUAACAACCGAAUUUCCCGAACAUAAGUCGGAAAUAUAA
Molecule: messenger RNA, 384 nt
Organism: Penicillium expansum
Lineage: Eukaryota; Fungi; Ascomycota; Eurotiomycetes; Eurotiales; Aspergillaceae
Product: phosphoglycerate mutase family protein
Exons: 1
Coding region: 1-384 (127 amino acids)
Cellular component (GO): cytoplasm
Molecular function (GO): phosphatase activity
Source: RefSeq, a predicted model, not a curated record